AUGCCAAAAAGCGAGAAGAAGACAAAGGAUGACGACGAUGACGUCGUGGUGGAGAACAAAACCGGGAACCCGGUAUCGUCGAAAGAAGAGGCGAUGCGUAUCAUCGGCGAAAAAGAAGAGGACAAGAACGCGGUGAUGUCGUUAUUCUCGGACGUGAACCCGAACGACCCGUUGCGACCGAUUUUUGCGCCCUUGGGGAAGCAAAACGAAAAGAAAGGCGAGAAGGCGAUGUACCGGAAAGUGAACGUUCCGUCGCACAGGCUUUCGCCGUUGAAAGAACACUGGAUGGCGCUGUAUACGCCGGUGACGAAACAGAUGAAAAUAGACAUGCGCAUGAAUUUAAAGCUGAAGAAAGUGGAAUUAAAAACAACCGACCAGACGGAGGACGAGUCGGCGUUGCAAAAGUCGGCGGAUUUUAUACAGGCGUUUGUUUUGGGAUUUGAAAUCCAAGACGCGGUGGCGUUGUUACGAUUGGACGAUUUAUAUUUAGAGUGUUUCGAAGUGAAAGACGUGAAGCAAACGCUGAGAGGAGAACACAUGAGCCGAGGGAUCGGGAGAUUAGCCGGGAAGAGCGGCAAGACGAAAUACACCAUCGAAAACGCCACCCGAACUCGUAUCGUCAUCGCCGAUCAACACAUACGCAUAUUAGGGUCGUUUCAGAAUAUCAAGGUCGCCAGAAAUGCCUUGUGCGCCUUAAUCAUGGGUUCGCCGCCAGGGAAGGUGUAUUCCAGGUUAAGGACCGUCACCGCGCGCUUAGCUGAACGCUUUUAA
Messenger RNA from Bathycoccus prasinos, 771 nucleotides. RefSeq lists its product with no specific name. Gene Ontology annotation, molecular function: RNA binding. The record is from RefSeq and is a predicted model, not a curated record. NCBI's taxonomy places the organism in Eukaryota, Viridiplantae, Chlorophyta, Mamiellophyceae, Mamiellales, Bathycoccaceae. The transcript has a single exon. Gene Ontology annotation, cellular component: nucleolus. Bases 1 to 771 code for a protein of 256 amino acids.